Messenger RNA from Linum tenue, 1978 nucleotides. The record is from the annotation of a GenBank genome assembly. NCBI's taxonomy places the organism in Eukaryota, Viridiplantae, Streptophyta, Magnoliopsida, Malpighiales, Linaceae.
ACGGCGUACAAGCAACAGAGGACAUGCGGAUUUUUGAAAGAAUCUUCUCCCAAUUACGUGGCAUAUACCAAACCAAAUGAAACUCCAUUUGGGGACAUCUGAUAAAACUAAUAACCAAAAGAAGCACCAACCACGGCCAAAGCUUCCCCCAAAUCAAUCACUCGCUCCAAGAAGAAAAACCAUUCCCGAUCCCGAUCCCGAUCCCGAUCAUUCACACAAAGCAGCCAGACAUGCUGAAAGCUCAGCUCUUGUUCUUGGAUGAUCCUUGAAAAAGGAAGGGCAAACCUUAUCAUAACGAUAACUGGGGAAAAGGGUAGAAAAAGUUAGAUUAGUUUGUUCCUUUAUCCAGGGCUCUUUGCUUCGAGGAACCCACUUCCCGUUCUCAACCAUGGAGUCAUUUCCCUCCACGAAACCCUCCUCCUCCUACUCAAUCUUCGUAGCCCAAUUCUUCUUGUUCCUCGUUUGCGCCACUCAAGCUAUAAAAACCCCGUUUCACCCACGGGACGUGCUGCCGCUGUUACCCAAGGAAGUUUCCUGGCCGGUCCUUGAUUAUCUCAAUGGGGCGGUGGAUCUUCUCCCGACGUUUGUGGGUGCUGCCUCUUCUCCAGAAAACACCGCGGUGUGGAAAGGCGCGUGCUUUUACGAGAACGAGGCUUGGAUGGAGUUCCACAAUAAGACUGGGAGCCAAUUCGGCGGCGGUACCCUUCACCUUAAGAUCAGUAAAGCUCAUAGCUGGACAUGCAUGGAUCUUUAUCUCUUCGCCACUCCAUAUCGCGUAACUUGGGAUUACUAUUUUGUUUCUCGGGAGCAUACACUGGAAUUCGAAGAGUGGGAAGGAAGAGCGGAGUAUGAGUAUGUGAAAAACAAGGGGGUCUCAAUUUUUCUCAUGCAAGCAGGGAUGUUGGGAACUCUCAGUGCCCUAUGGGAUGUCUUCCCCUUAUUCACUAAUACCAAGUGGGGUGAGAAUUCUAAUCUUGCUUUCCUUAAGAAGCACAUGGGUGCGAACUUUGAAGCCCGUCCUCUGCCCUGGGUCACCAACAUCACAGUUGAUGAGAUUCACUCUGGAGACUUUCUUGCAAUAUCAAAGAUCCGUGGGAGGUGGGGCGGAUUUGAAACUUUGGAGAAGUGGGUCAGUGGAGCUUAUGCUGGACACUCUGCUGUUUGCUUAAGGGAUUCUGAAGGAAAAUUAUGGGUCGGUGAAUCAGGACAUGAGAACGAGGAGGGAGAAGAUGUUGUUGCCAUAUUACCGUGGGAGGAAUGGUGGGAGUUUGAACUGAAUGAAGAUGACUCCAAUCCCCAUAUUGCUUUGCUUCCUUUGCGCCCUGAAAUCCGAGCCAAGUUCAAUGAGACAGCUGCUUGGGAGUAUGCAUUAAGCAUGGAUGGCCAACCUUAUGGAUACCAUAACUUGAUAUUUAGUUGGAUAGACACUAUCAAUGGCAACUUUCCACCUCCACUUGAUGCUCAUCUGGUAGCUUCUGUUAUGACAAUUUGGAGUCAGAUGCAACCUACUUAUGCUGCAAACAUGUGGAAUGAAGCCUUGAACAAGCGACUUGGAACUGAGGGGCUUGAUUUACCAGCCAUUAUUGUAGAGUCCGAAAAGCGUGGUUCAUCCUUUGGGGAUUUGUUAACAAUUCCGGAACAAGAUGACUGGUUGUACUCGGAUGGGAAGUCUACAUCUUGUGUGGCUUUCAUUCUUGAAAUGUACAAAGAAGCAGGACUCUUUGAUCCAUACUCUAGUGAUAUACAAGUCACCGAGUUCACGAUCAAAGAUGCUUACUCCCUCAAUUUCUUUGAGAACAAUGCAAGCCGUUUGCCAUCCUGGUGCAAUGAUGGGGAUGAUGUGAAGAUGCCCUUUUGCCAGAUCAAGGGGCAGUAUCGAAUGGAAUUACCGGAAUACAAUACCAUGGCUCCUUAUCCCCACAUGAACGAGAGGUGUCCUUCCCUUCCGCCAGACUACUUCAGGCCGCAGGAUUGCUAA